AUGGAGAACUUGGUAGCUGGCUCCAAUCUUCCUCCACUUUUUACAGAUGAGGAUGGAUCUAAGGAAGGUACUGAAAUUAAUGUAACUGGAUUAGCUAAUUCGGAGAGUUCAUUCAGUGAUGGAACUUCACAGCCUGUGAAUAACCCAGAUUUGGUGGAAGACUUGUCACAGGCUCAGCAGCAGCAAAAUGAGACUUCUAAUGCUGCUGAAACCACUGAGCAGAAGCCUGAGGAGGAGCAGCAAAGAACCAAACGAGGAGGCUGGGCCAAAGGGAGGAAAAGGAAGAAACCCCUCCGGGACAGCAAUGCCCCCAAAUCCCCCCUCACCGGGUACGUGCGGUUCAUGAACGAGCGCAGGGAGCAGCUGCGGGCGAAGCGGCCGGAGGUGCCUUUCCCAGAGAUCACCAGGAUGCUGGGCAAUGAGUGGAGCAAGCUGCCCCCUGAGGAGAAACGGCGAUACCUUGAUGAAGCAGACAGAGAUAAGGAGCGUUACAUGCGGGAGCUGGAGCAGUAUCAGAAGACUGAAGCCUACAAAGUCUUUAGCAGGAAAGCACAGGACAGACAAAAAGGCAAAUCGCACAGACAAGAUGGAGCAAGACAGCCAGCUCAUGAUCAUGAGAAAGAAGCAGAUACAAAGGAAAGAUCUGUCUUUGAUAUCCCAAUCUUCACAGAAGAGUUCCUGAAUCAUAGUAAAGCCCGUGAGGCGGAGCUGCGGCAGCUGCGCAAAUCUAACAUGGAGUUUGAGGAGAGGAACGCGGCCCUGCAGAAGCACGUGGAGAGCAUGCGCACGGCCGUGGAGAAGCUGGAGGUGGACGUGAUCCAGGAGCGGAGCCGCAACACCGUGCUGCAGCAGCACCUGGAGACCCUGCGGCAGGCGCUCACCAGCAGCUUCGCGGGAGUCCCGCUGCCGGGCAGCGGGGAAACCCCCACGAUGGAAACGAUUGAUUCCUACAUGAACAGACUGCACAGCAUUAUCCUGGCCAACCCACAGGAGAAUGAGAACCUCAUUGCCACGGUGCGGGACGUGGUGAACAGGCUGGAGCGUUAGUGACGGGAGGAGGAAAAAAAUCCUUCCAAGGGCCCACUGUCUUUGUAUCAGAUGAAUAUAUAUGCAAUAAUUUCCCAGCCUGAUGGAGACAGAAGUUGAAAUAUGCUUGGAGCAGUUAUAGCCAACCAUAUGUAAGUGCUGGCAUUACCUGGAGCUUAUUUCUCCCACAAGGUGAUAUUUCUACCACGGUAAUCUUGCUGCUUCCUGCUGUAGGCAGUAUUAGGGAGAAUGUGUCAGAAAAUUUGUCAAAAUGGCUUUUUCUCAGAAGAUUCCAUAGUAGUUAUGCCCACGGGGGUGGGGGUGGGGGCAAGUGGAACUAUAGGUUUAGUUGAAAAUUCAUAGUUCUGUGGUUUGGCCAGCAUGAGUUUCAGGGGUAAGUCUAUAUGCCCAGCUGCAGAAUCUCCUGUAUUUACAAAUUCUUCUUACAAGUUCUGUAGGGAGAUUGUUUCUUUGUUCUUGCCUGCUUCUUCCAUGUGCUUGGUUGCUUAAACAGAUGGAGGUGAGGAGAUUUUCUCUGCUUCCAGGAAUAAAACCUCAAACUCCACACUUGCAAACAUGAUUAAAAUUAACCAGUUAAAUUUCACGUGUGUGGUAGGUUCUCAGUGGCCAAAGCUCAGUGGAACUGUGAAAGGGUGUAGUUAAGCUGCCUUGAUAUGACAUGGACUGCUCACUGUGCUGGCUGGAUCUAAUCUGGUGGAGGGGGAAUUACCUUAUCUCCAAACCUCAUCUCACUUCCAAAUCCACCCUAACAUCAGACUGAGAAAUCAGUGCUCAGGAGAACAAAGACACAAAUUCUUUUCCACUCCAAGUGCCAGGAGCAGGAAUUUUUUAUUUAAUCUUCCUUCUGUAUUAGUGAAUCUGCUUAAUAAGGCUUCCCAAGGUAAGUUACUGCCUGACCCCCAGCCAUCCCCAGGAGGAAAGAGUGAUGGAAGGAAUGAAUUGCUGCUCAUACACAGUAGCCUCAAGACCUGAUGAAAAGACAUGGUGGGUAAGUGUGCAGGAGGCUCAGUACACGAGAAUCUCUGAUUAUUGUCUUCCCUCUAUCACUGUCUGUGUGCUUCAGGACCACUUUUCAUAAUUUCCUUCCCUUACUGUCCUAAAGACCAAACAGCCUCUUACUCCCCAUUUGGAGCAUUUAGGCUCUCUAUUCAUGGAGAACCAUUCCCUAUCACUCCCUACCGAGCCUGAAAAUCCUUCCUGUCCAACAUUAAAAAAAAAAUCCUUUCUCUGUCUGUCCCGUUCCUGCUGGCCCCCUGCACCUGAGCUGGCUGUGUCUGAGAGACUUGGAGCCUGUAAGUGAUGCUGUUUGCCUCUGAGUCAGAGAGGCUUUUAAAUCUGAGUGUAAAAUGAGCCUCCUCCAGCAGUAAGCAGCCGAUCAUACACCUCCUUUGAAGUUCCCAUUUAAAUAACCUCCAGGGCUUUCCUAAUGCAGGAAGCCAGCAAGAGGAAGUAAUUCCCUCCUUCUCCCCUCUCCAAAGCAAGGAAAAUGAAUUCCCUGGCAGAGGAGGGAUGCUGGAUUUCAGGGUACUGCAGAGGAGAUGAAGAGCUCUUGUUUGCAGCUUCGUUAGUGAGUCAGCACAUAUUCAUUCAUGGGCACAGCUUAUUAACCCGUGAGCACUACAGAGGAUGGUGUUAUCGCUGUCGUGAAGGAAUUUCAAUUUGUUAUAUAAUUUAUAAGGUAACUGCUGCAUCAGAGGGAAGCCUGUAUGUGCUCAUGUGUCCAGGUCCUGGUGUGAUGCUAGGAUGGGAAGAGGAUCAGGGAAACAAAAAGGAAGGGUCCUGGCAGGAGUAUGGGAGCUGACCUGGUUGCAAGAUGGGGUUUUUUGCUGAUUUCCCACCCCUGUGGGUUGUUCCUGGUGCUGCUGCUUCAUUUAAAGGUGGCUGUGUGUUUUCAGGCCUGAAGCUCUACAUGUGAGUUGGUACUUGGAUUUUUCCUGAAGGUGGACAGAUACAGGAACACAAGUGAAUUUGUGUGACAUCUGACAGCACUGGAGGGAUGUUCAGUGGUGUGUUGGAAAGGAGAGUGUCCUGUGCUAUAUGGGAUCCUGUGACAUUAGAUGUCAGCUUUUUAUAUUCUUAAGAUUAUAUUAGGGCCUCCUCUAUGGACUGGUGUCAUGUGGCUGCCAAGUGUGAGAGUACAGUAAAAUCUUCUGAGACCUUUGUAGUUGCUUUGGGCUGCAGUGAUUUAAUGGGACAGCUUUCUACUGAGAUGGCAGGUUUGCCCAUUACUGGAAGGACUGGAAACUGAAGAACCUGGUGAAGUAACAUUCCUACUUGCCUUGAUAUUACUUGUUUGCCAGGUAGGUUAACCAGUCAAUACCUAAAUGAGUUCACUCCUUUGUUAAGUGAUUUAUUAAAUAGUAAAGCUUAUUCAAAUAAUUAAAUAGACUUUACUAGUGCACCAUCUUAGCUAGAGAAUGCCCUAAAGACAUCUUAAGUCUGAAGCUAAGCAAGCUGCCUGAGGUCAGUUCCUCCUGGACUCAGAGGUGCAGAACUCAAGGAUCCCUGCAUUUUCAGACUGCUCUUAAACAGGUGUUCAGGGUUUAUCUUCCCCAAGGAGAAAUGUGUGCUUGCCUGAGCAUGAUGUUAGUCCUUGGUCUGACUGAAAGUGUGGGGAGUUCCAAGGCAAUUAUACCUGCACUAAUCAUAAUUUGCUCCUUAAUCUAGGAGUAUCUGCCUCUAUGUCCGUGUUUAUGCUAAGUUGCUGAACAAUUUGAUUAGGUGCUUUGAAUAAACCUUGUAAUUAUGCCACAGAUACUCCUGAUGCAUUAUGUUAUUUUUAUUAUCUAAGUUAACACUGCCCAUUGUUGUAGCGUGGUUACACUUAGAGGCUGCUAUUAGAGCUGAAGCUCAGUUGUGCUAAAUAUUGCACAGACGUGCAGUCAGCUGCAGUCUCUGUCCUGGAGGACUCACAGCUUGCCUGUACUAUUGUGCAUGAGCCCAUUAGAACACCCUGAGAAGCAUUAGUGCCUCAAAUAGUUCCACAGGUUCUGUAAUGGAAAUGGCCUUGCAGACCUUUUAACCUGUGAAGGCAGCAGUGUUCCUGAAAUCAGCUUUGUCUGUGUUCUUCCAUCAUUAUCACUGCUUGUUAGACAGAAUUUUGGGAAAAGAUAGUUUCAAAUGUGGUUGGAACUGGCUAAUUCUGAUUUCUCAGUGAGUCCUCCUGAGGGUGGAAGAUAGAGCCAGGCCACUCUCUUUCAUGUCCCCAGCAUGGGUUUCUGUUUUGUCAAAAGCAUAUGUGAGCUGAAUUCUUUCCUGGCUGGUUUGUACUUCACCAGAUUUCCCUGACCUUGUGCCAAUCAAUGAUGAAUUGUACAAGUCCCCAUCAGAAACACUGCAGAAGCCAGAGGAAUGCCAGCCUCACUGUGUAGUACAUUAAGUCAAAAUAUUUUAAGCCUAAGACUGAUGGGUAUGAUUCUUCUAUUUCAAUCUGCUCCUUCAGAUUAAAAAGCUGCUAAAAGCUUCAGCUUGUCUUGCUGCAUCUGCUGUUUCAAGACCAAUGAAUGGCAUGUCCAGGACUGGAGGCUGUGGGUAGGAGGAUGAUAUUUUGUGAUAAAUGUACCUGAUGGUGUUUUUUGUUCACAAAGUUUUUUAAAAGCCUUUUACAGCAAAUGAUCAAUCUAUUAGAAUACUGAAAGAGCAUCUAGUACUCCUUUGACUGUGAGGAAUAAGUAAUGUCUAAAAAGACCACAGACCUCUAACCUAUGCAAAGUUAGUUCACUUUUUGCUUAUGUUUCCUUCUUGCCUUGCCCUCUGUGGUGCUGUUACAGUUAGAUUGGCUAUAACUGCAGGAUAUUAUUUUGUAAUAUUUUAUGUAUUGUCUCUCUUACUAAUUCUCUAUCCCCUUUUUACAGCUUUGUGGCUAAAAGAUUAAAUAUGCAAAGCAUUUAUAUGAAAAAACAUAAAAUAGCAGAUUAUUGCUAUUUUUCCCUUGCUUUGCAUUAAGUUUUCAGUGUCAAAGUUUCAGUGAGGCAGAUUCUGUGGUGAUGGGAAUCAGUUGGUGGUAGAGUUGAUUGAUUUGAAUUUAUUGGUAUAAGAAUACGAGGAUUUCCUGAGUAAGCUGGAAGGUGGGAAUCAUGCUCAGAGACAUAGCUGGUAGAGCCAGUCUGUAAAACCUUUGAAAUGAUGAAAAGGCAUAAAUAUCAGACUUCUUCCUGUUAGACUACUGUGAUCUGUCACAGCACCAGUGGUAGAAGGAGGAGAGGUGCAGAGGCUACAAAAGGCAGCUCAUAUUUCUGGAAGUGCUGGUGGGAUUUAGAACUGGUUUUAGCUCACAUGAAAUUUUGGGACUAAGGCCAAGUGCUAUUUCUGUAAUUUGAGGUUGACCCAUGGCUAGGAUUAAGGGCUUGAAUUCGAUUUACUUUAAAUCUGAGGCUGAACUUGGUUGACACCUGCUGGUUGGGAUUCUAGGAAAUCAAAGGAAGCUUCAUUGACUGACAUGAAAUUCUGCUUUCAAAUACUGGUGAGAAAUCAAAUACUUUUCAGCCAUUUUCCAACAACAAAAUGAGAACUCAAACUGGUGGUGCUUAGGUCUGACCUCAGCACCCUCAUUUCUCCUGUUUAAGAAGCUGGAGCGGGCAGAGAAGAGAAAAAAGACAUCUGGCAAAUAGACAUUCAAUUGGCUUAAUAUAGGGACUGUUUUGCUGCAGUGUAACUGGAGCCUCUUAUUAAGAAUCUGAUGGCACUUCUAAACAAGGAGAGCUGCUCCCUUGGAGGGGGCAAUCUCCAAUCAUAUGCCAACAUUGCUUUUGACAUAUUUAUGACUCCAAUAAAAUCUCCCAUCUGGUAUAUUUUAAAAUAAAAUUGAAAAUUUAUCACUUUGCUGUAGUUGGUUUGUCGUUCUCCCUGAGAGAAGAUAGCCAGGUUGAGCUUAUUGCAUUGGCAGCCUGUCAGCUGAGGUUAGGCUGAGGUGUGAUUUAAAUUUCAAUACUUUCCACAUUACAGCUGUCUGGGGUGGGGAAAUUACAAGGAGAAAAGCAGGGAGUCUGUUAUUUUUAUUCAUUAGUCUCUCCUGAUUUGUUUUGUUUUUCUUCUGUUUCAUUCUACUUACCGCAUGCAGCACCUGGAGGAAAAGAUACUCCCCAUUUUUCUGGGUUUCCACAACCUUUGCUUGGUCAGAGUUGUGUGGGAGGGACAAGGCUGACCCCAAGUUGUGCCUGUGUCUCUGUGGCUGUGAUAGCAGGGUAAGAUCCUUCUCCAUGUGGGGUACUGUGCAAGUUUAUAGCAUUUGGAGAGACUGCAACUUUCAGCAGAGCUAAAGGAGCAGUGCUGAUUCCCAUUUCCCUGACAAGGGACCAAAGGAGAGGUGUGGAAGGCAUUUUGUUUCACUUAACAUAGACAGCUGUAUCUAAGUCUAGAUUUCAUCACAGCAGAGAGAAAUGUACAUUUCUGGGAGCAGAAGCAAACAUGCUGUGGAUGUGCCUUGCUGUUUCUAAGCCUUUAUGAUGGGGUUAGGUCGAGUGCUUUUAAAUGAUGUGCAAUAGAUCAAAUGCGUCACCUGCCACAGGAUUUCUCUGUAUGUGAAUCUUUGUCUGUCCUAGCUGGAGUAGGUUUGGAAUGUGGAGCAGCUGAAGCUGAGUCUGGUGUUCAAGCUGCAAGGCAGGAUCUGCCUCCCAGUGGGUCACUGGGAUUUCCCAUUCGCCUGUAGUGGACAGAAGCUGGGGAACAGGAGUGUUUUGUCUGUGCAAACCUCCCUGGAGUGGAGGGCUGGCUGUAGGCCUCACAGGCAGCACUGUUCUGCUUCCUGCUUUUGAUUCCUGCCCGAGUCACGCCUGGCUGCCUGCUCUGGCAGUGCCCACUGGUGCGUUUGAUUAGGUGCAUUUGUUUCCGUUUCGGUACUCAAUAGUCUGACUGUAAAAUUAUCAGAGGUCUUAUCUGGGCAAUCAAAGGGAGUAAAAUGCCUUUAUCCACCACCUCCAGCAGCUGCUUUGUUGCUCAGGUUGUGGCUGGUGCUGUAAUGGAACCAGUGUCUGCCCUCCACUGCAGCUGUAGAGGUAGUAAGGCAAGAGGGUACAGGGCUAAUUGAGAUGCCCAUGUGAGGGCUGCAUUAGUUUACCCUCCAUAAAAUCGAAUUCUUGGGCCCCCCUAGACAGGGGGGAAAACCUGGGAGAAUUGCCAAUGAAUCUCCAAAUGGAUUUUGGCAGUCCAGACACAGUAGCUUAUAUAGUUCUAAGAUGUCUCUGGGGAAUUACAGCAGCAGUACAGGUGCUUACUCUGGGAGAAGAUUAAAUUCUAUACAUGAACUGUAGGCACUGAACCUAUGUGGGGCCAGUUGUGACCUCAGCCCCACUGCUCUCAGCUGCAGGGUGAAAUGCAGCCCCCAGUGAGUGAGGAUUAUUAACUGCAGCCUGCAUUUGAGACUUAGGAAUUAUUUUCUGUGGAGCACAUAUAUAACACUUAUAUGCAUGAGUCAGGUAUUUGUGUAGUGUGUUCCUCAUUUCUAAACUGUGCAUUUUGGACUCCUUAUUACGUGUAAUGGGCUUUUGUUCUUCUGAUACAUAUUUGUGCAGGUGAGUGUAUGGUUAAGGGUCUGCCUGUGUGCAUUUGAGCACAACAUAAGUGUAUGGAGAAGUCUUCUGGGAAUACUGUGUUUGUUUGUGGUGGGGUGUGCUUUCUCCAGUGUACAUUCUGUGUGCAUACAGUGCCUGUGUGUGUGGCAUUUCAUUUGAUUGUUCUGUUUUGCUGUUUUCUGGGCUGAACAAUUAAGGGUAGUUUUUUGAGUGCGUCAUAUAUAUUUCCUUUCACGGCAAUUGUGCAUUUGCUAAUGUCAAAUUUAUUCCAAAUGGAUAUUCAGGUGCAAUUCUUCAUUUGGUAGACAUAAAUCUUGGUUACGUGGAAUGAAUGGAUGUUUUGUCUGCAUGCUCAGUGUAUGUGUACUCCCUUGGUACACAUGCUCCUGUUGCCUAUAGGAAAAGGUGCUUUGCACUGAAAAUAAUCUGUGCCUGCCUUAUGUGCUCUAAAUGUGUUUUUGUGAAUGUGGGGGUUAGAGUAUGUGGGCAGGGUGUGUAGUAAAUGCAUGGCUCUAAAAAUCUAUGUGCUCAGUUUAAUAUUUGUGCCAGGUAAGCACAUAUUUCCCUGCAUUUGCUGGCACACUUACACAUGUGUUGAGUCUUCAUAUUGUUAAAAUAACAUAAGAAUUGUCCACAUAUUUUCUAAUCUUUAAAAAAUGUCUUGCAGCUUCCAUGGUUUAAAUUUCUUAAUGUCUGUCCAAGUGAUAUAUGUCAAAACAUCAGGAAGGAUAUUUAAGCAGUUAUGUCAGUGGAAUGAAACUAAGUCAUGAGUUAAUGCUUUUCUGAUGCUAUAUAAAAGGGAAAAUGGUGAAGAAGGGCCACAACUAAAAUACAGAACGAACAAGAUCAACGAGAAUAAAGUCAGGCGGUUUGCUCUUAAACUGGAAACUUUUACAGCAAUAGAACUCACAUGACUGUAUUGCUAUUUUUAUGCCAUCCUAUGAUCACACCUUCCUGUCCCAGAUCUCCCACCCUCUAGGGUCAGUCCCCAGGAACCAGGAAGGAUGAUGGAGCCCUCCUAACCUUGUUGCUUCCUCCUGUCUGUCCUGCCAGGUGCUUUGAAAGUGAGUCAAGGCAUUCAUUAUCCCACCAUUUCUCUUCAAUGACAUUUUAAAAGACCUGGCACAGUAGGAAUGAUUGAUGUGCCUGCUGCUUUUCUCUGUAAUUAUCCAGUUUCCUUGUUGGGACUGAAAUUAUUGGCCUGCAAGAGGGCAGUGUCCCUAUUGCCACGUAAAAACUACCCAAACACAAACCUGCUUGGCUGGUGAAGCUCCAGCUGGCUGAGGUGGUGAUGUGCUGGUAGAUGGUUACAAAAAUUUACCCCUUUUUUGUUUCCCUUUUCAUAGCAAAAAGCAGUGCACUGAAACAAGGACAGUGAGCUGUAAUUAGUCCUCAAACAGCUGUGAAUUGCCCAGCUGAAGACCUUGCCUGUAGUCUGUGGCAGGAACAGGAGGACAAAACCCCUGAGAUCAUCGGUUCAGUUGGUUAGAGCAUGGUGCUGAUAACACAAGGUUGUGGGUUUGCACUCACAACAACCUUGUGUGAGCUAUUCAGUGAAGAGUUUGAUUUGAGGAUCCUUGUGGGCUCCUUGCAGCUCUUAAUAUUCUGUGGAGGAACAAAUACUGGCAAAAUGGAAAUUACAGGAAUAGGAAGAUAGUUGAGAGUCUCACUCAGUUAUGGAGCAUCUUCUGUGACAUUUGCUUUUUAGAGGGUGUUCAAGGAGUGUGUGCAGCUAUUGCCAGGGGAAGUUGGAUCUGGAGCUAUCAGGAAACACAAAAACUGGGAACAGUUGAAGUUUCCUCAUCAAAAAGUAGGAGUGUGCCAAGGAUGGUGUGAGACAGCAGAGGGAGCUGACAGGGAUUCCUGUAAGUAUUUGUUGGACAGCUGCUAUUCAAAGCCUGAAGAGUUAACAAAUUACUAGUCUCGAUGCUCAAGGACUGCCCCUCUGCAGUCUGUUGAGUUCUCUGUCUUCACCUGGGCUGUAAAUUCCUCUCCAGAAUGGAUGCUGGAGUGUUCAUGGAUGAGCAAGGUGAGAGAAGAGGGAAAAGAAGGUUGGGUUGAAGGAUCAGUGAGGUAAAGGAUCCUUCAGCCUAUGCUAAGAGAGCUGUUUGUAAUGAGCAAGGAAGCAAGAGGAUCCUGUGUAGCCUCAGGUGUGUGUGCAGAUGCUGUCUCAGCCCACGGGGCUUUCCUGGAGCUCAGCUCAUGCUCCAGCUGCCUGGUCCUCACCUCCCCCUUCCCCUGGCAACACAUGCUGCCUCCCCCCGCCCCCUCUGCCUCCAGUUCCUUGUGACAGGCUUAGAAAUCCUGGGACCCCUGAUGCUGGAAUGGCAUUUUGGCCUAGCUGGAAUUGUUUAUAAGCACAGAGCUUUGAUGCUGUCUCCAAAGCCUCUGGAGAGCUGAGAAGGGCUAUUUUUCUUGUGAUGCUUUUGGAGAAUGCUAUGGGAAAAGGUCAAGGGACAGAGUGGGAACGAGUAGGUCACAUACUCAUUGGUUUAGGGCACCAGGACAGCAUUGGUUCUUUGGGGUCUGCGAGGCUGCUUUGUACAAAUAAGCACCUCUCAGUGAGCUGCCUGGGAAAGAGCGGGGCCACGCCUCCCGCAGCGAUUUCCCGCGGUCCUUCUCUUGCCCUGCCCUUCGCUGUGUUCAGCAUCCCUGCCAACCGGGCAGAUCCCACACAUGCUGUGCAGCAUCCUAAAAAGCCCUUUGCCUUCUGCCUUCACCUUUGUAAUGCAAGGAGAUGUUCUGUAAACAGGGGCCUUCUGCACCUGGCACAGAUGGGUUUGGCAACAAUGCUGCAGGAUUCCUUAGUCCAUCCCUAUGUCACCACCCUGGGUCUGUGUACGAGAAGAGCUCAGGCUUGAACAGCUAUUUGCCCUUUGAUUUAGCAUGUUCUCUUUCUCAUUUAAAUUGGGGUGGGGGGAAGCAGUCUAACAAGUCUUGUUUCCUUUUCCUUUUUCCUCCCUGAUUCACACAUACUUCAACUACCAGCCGGAGUGUGGGGGAUAUGUGAAGGAACAGGAAGCAGAGGGGUGAGGUGGCGAGUCAUUUACAUUGGAAAUAUGAGCUGAAUGUGCAUUUCCCUACUGCUGCCAUCAAUCACUCAGAUUUCCUGUACGCUACGGAACAGAGGAAUGGCGUUUGCUUGCUUCCCACUUCCCCCGGGAAUGGAAACGCUCAUUUGUUUCACUGCCUAGAAAUGCUGAUCACUCAAAACAUUUACUGUUUCAGAGAUACAUGCAGUUCUGAAGCUGAAUUUUUCAGCUUUGUCUUAUCUGGUCUUCAGAAAUAUCUUCAGAUGUCCUGUAGACCUGGGGAAUUACUGUGCUCUGGUAGAGAUGUGAAGGUGCUGCUGCAGUAGCACAGGAAAGCCUACAGGCAGCGGAGCAGAUGCUUUACUGCAGAAGCCUGGCAGAUACCCUCUGGUCUCCAUCAAACCAGUUGCUUUAGCUUGUUCAUGUAGUCUGGCACCAGAUCCAGCAAGAUGAGGUUUUUAGAGUCCUAAGUCGUUCUUAUUGUUGGAAACUUUUCAGUGACUAUUUUAUGGGGCUAACAAAUCUGUUGAGUGAAAGUUAUAGUGGGGAAUGACAUGGAGCAGACAGAUCAGCACAUGUUCACUGUUCAGCUCUGUUGGAAGGGAUGGAGACAAUAGAAGAAACAGAACCUAAAAUGUGGAACUGAGAAAGGAAUAGAGAAAAGGAAAACCAGAAGGAAGCAGUAGGACAAACUAGAAAGUGAAUGAAUAGUCUAUACCAAAUAGCAGAAAAUAACUAAGUGUAGAAGAAUUCAGGUAACCUUGCACACCUCAAAGGUAGAAUAAAAAUGCCUGUGUAUUCAUUGCCCUUUUGAUCAUGUGAGGGUCUGGCACACGUCUGCUGUCUUUGAUGGGAUCUGGUCUCUGAUUAAGAACCAUCUUCCUCUCAUUUAACAAUCUCUCAUUAGCCAAAUGAUUUUCCUGCAGAGGAAAUGUGGACUUCAUUCCAGCAUAGGGGCCCUUGGGCUGUGGACAGUUAGGGACUCAUGGAUAGCUGAAGGGAUGGGACACUAAAACUCUCGUGUGGUUCCUGCAGCCCUUGUUUGGUGAUGGCAGGGCAUCUUGGAAAGCUUCUGUGGUGGCUGGGACUGAGAUGUUGUUGGUAUUCAGUUCAGCUGCUGUAAUAAAGAGGCUGGUGAGGCACCAUGUCCUUGAAGCAUGGUGGUGGCCAGGAAAGCUCUCCUGGCUGUGGGGGUCUGGAGCCCUGUUCCCUGGGGCUGUGAGCUCAGCAGCUUUUAUGAGCUUAGCCACUGUAGGGCUGGGCAGUAACUCAGAUGGGGACCUGUCGGGAAACCCAGGGGCUGGAAGGAAGUGCUGCUGGUGACUCAAUAGGCAGAGCUCUUCCCUCUGUUGAUGUUGGAGCUGAGCCACACAGACACAUCCCUUCAUAAUUACCCACCAGUUUCUUACAGUCCAUGCUUUGUAACCACUGGCAUUCUUGUGUGUGGAUUUGUAAGGCUCAAAUCCAUCCCAGGAAAUCGGGUAUCACAGCAGUGCUUGCAGCUCCUGAGAAGCAAGGAUGUGUUUGCCUCUAGUGUGAGGUGUGUUUGGCUCCUGUGAACACAUCUCAGGCAUGUGCAGGUGUUGUAACCAUGCAGACAAAUCAUGGAUUCUAUGCUGCCUGCCCGGCAAUGGUUGGUGUGGGAUUACGUGCACAAAACCCCGGAGGUGUGUCACUCAUUCCCGCUGGGCCUCAGCCUGGUGAGGAGCCGGGAGGUGUCGGUGGCCUGGUGCGUGGGGUGGUUGGGCAGCACGGGCAGGGGAAGGGAUGGAUGGGCUGGGAGGACAAAGACCCUGCCGGGAGAGACUUCCCGAGCGCGGGGACCCCUGGCAGCGGGCAGCGCCCCGAGCCGAGCGUCCUCCUCCGUCUGCUCCUUUCCAUUAGCUCGGUUCAGACAUGAAGUCAUGCCAUGACUUCAGCUCUAGACAUAAAACACAGUUUCAGCUGUGUUAAAUGCAUUGAAUAGUUGCACUUUUUUUUUUUUUUUGUUUCUUAAUGAUCCUCCUGGAAAUAGGGAGGUGCUUUGUAAAGUUGACACAAUUUUCGAUUGCUGUAUUGAUUGCUGUGUGAUAUUAGUGUAUUUUGUUGCAACUGCUGCCUUAUGCUGAGAAGUUCCUACUUCAAACUCCUUGUAAAUCUGUCUGACCUGUCCUUGUGCUUCCACCCAGCCACGGUGGCUGCCUCUUCUCCCUUGCUCCCCACCAGCCCAGUGUAGUUGAACUCUCUGAAUGCCAUUAAUUGAUCUGGUUCUUCCCUGUGGGGGUGGUGAGGCUCUGGCACUGGGAUCUUACAGACUCUGAAGUUAUGCAUGCCCCACCCCUGGCAGUGUUCGAGGCCAUGGACUAUCCUGCUCUAGUGGAAGGUGUCCUUGCCCAUGGCAGGGGUUUGGAAUGAGUUGGUGUUUGAGGUUCCUUCCAACCCAAAUCCUUCUAUGAUUCUGCAACACCCUUAUCCAACUUGCUACCAAGUGCACAGAUAAUCUGCUUCCUCCUAUCAGAGUUAUUUCUGUGCAAUUAUUCUCUUUGCUGUGGCUGGCAGAGGGACCCACCCAUGCAGUGGGUAUGUCCUGGCUCUGCAACAGCACUGCCUUCCUGUCCUGUUGUGAGAACAAUGUUCUCUAGAAUGUUCCUAGGUAACAACCAGCAGCAGGAAAAUCAUCUCAGCUCUCAUGCUCUUUAUGGGAUUUAGUCUCUGCCACUUCAGAAGUCAGGGACUGUACUCUUCCAGGAUCUGUUGUAUCUUGAUGAGUGAUGGGCUGGGAAUUGGAAAAGAUGGGCUGGGCAUCUCAAGGGGUGCUCAUCUGGGGUAAGUCACAGAGAUGUGCACAACAGGGAUAAUGGUCUGACUCACCUUUGCAGAGAGCUUAGAGAACUCAGAUGACACUGUUUUUUUGCUGACACUGUUUUUUUCUGCCACCUCCCAGCUCCAGCAAUGGUUCAAGACCUCCCUUAGGACUCUGACAGCAGGAAUUCUACUGGUCUAUUAGGAAUAUAGCAAGCACAGCAAUAUAUUGCAGAGCUCUUCCUUCUCUCCCAGUGAUGCUCAGUAGCUGUGCACAAGUUACCACAACAUCAUCAUUGUCAUCAUUAGGAUGCUGUGUGAAAUCACCACUUAGUGUGUUCACUGAGUCAGCUCUUUCCUGGCUUCCACAUUAGAGCUGACUGAUCAAAACUAACACUAACCUGCAAAAAAACCUAGAAAACUGAGAUUUCUGUCCAAAUUCACUUCUGCAUUGUUAUUAUUAUCUGUCAGUGCUCUAAAUAGUAAAUUUUCUGAGGUCCUGAGCUGUUACAAGCUGCUAAUGAUGUGUACAAAGAGCUGAUGGAAAGAUUGGCUUAGAAGAACCAUGGGCUCCCAGACAACUUCUGGAUAAAGGAUUCCAGUAGAGACUGGAUCUUGAAGUUAGUGUCUCAAUCACUGUUGGACCUCUUAAUGAAACUUCCAGCUCUCACGUUUGUAGGAGACAAUGAGGCAAUGGGUGGUUGUUUCUUUAGGGCCCCCCUGCACUGCUCCUCUCUCAAUUUUCCUGCUGACACAGAUUUUCCUUGCUUGCUCAGUUUCAGUGCACCUGCUCAUAUAAACUCGGCUGUGCUGGGUUCUAUCAAGCUGAGCCUGUGUAUGGUAACAGAAGCAGCACCCAAAAGCACGUUCCUGGGCUGAGAGGGGUCAUUAGGAUGCAAGGAGAAGCCUGGCUUCAGCAGCCCCACAGAAACUAGUCAGGAAGUGAAGGAAGUGCCUUUAGUUAAAGGUCAAGUCACCUGACAUAGGAAAAUGCAGGGAUAUUUUAGAGAGAGAGAAGCAGAACAGGAGGCUUCCCUAUGGGAUCUAGGUAUUCACUGUGACUAUAUAUCAUUAUUAUUGUCUUAUAUACUCAGUAUAGACCUAUUUACCUGUGCAUGCUAAAAGCUUUUCACUCAGAUUCAAUAUCAAACAGGAAAAAUUGACUUGAAAUGUGAAUUCCCACAUUGUUUUAUUUGAGCCUCCAGGUCAACCUGCCUUGUCUUAGUCCUGCUUUAACCUGAGUUAAGUAAUGUGGGUUAGUCAGUCUGUAUCCAGAACAUCUAUUUUCUUGGAUUUUAAAAGCCAUUUUUGUGUAACCAGAAGGACUUAGAAAUGGAUAGGAAGGCCUCUGUGGUCAAAUUUCAGGAAGCCAGAGUGUGCCAAGUGGGAACUGGUUAGAGCUGUGGAGGAAGCUGGCAAACAGCUGGAGAAGCCUGAGAGUUUGGGGGCAGCAACGUCCACUGGACCUGUGGGUUGUUUUUCAUCACAACUACAACAUUUCCAGUUUGUUGUAGUUGUGAUGAAAAAUAUAAGCUCAAAAAGUGUUUGUGUGACAGCUUGUUUGUCUUCCUGCAUGUCUGGAGAAGGGAGGCACUUGGUCAGAAGGACAGGUGCAGCAGAAUUCAUAUCCAGCUGCUGGAACACAGAUGUGAUCCCUGGCAGGAUGUUCUUGCUCUCAGCAUUCUGUGUGGCAGAGCUCCCAAAAUGCCCCUCCUGGCAUGUUGCUGAUGCUGUUCAGUGUUGUUGGCUGUUCCCCGUGGCUCAGGGCUGCAGCACAGUCCCUGAGGUGCCCAGUGCUCACCUGUGAACAGGGCUCCAGAGCUGUGGACAAGGCCAGAGCCAUCCAAGGACAAGCUGAAGUGCUCCCCAGGCCUCAUGAGUGGACAAAGCAACUGUGGUGAGGUUCCAAAUGAUAUUGCAGGAAGGCAGGGUUUCUUGGAGUCUGGGUGGGGGCUAAUCAAUGUACAUUCAUCAUUAAUUUAUGCAUAUAAGGGGCUUUUGGAGUGGAGUUGUCAUGCUGGUUUUGAGAAUGCUAACUCUAUCCACCCUGCCAGCUGCUGCAGUGUUGUGGCAGUUUGUGUUGCUGCAUGCAGAAUUAUGGUGCUUUUGUGGGAAUAUUAUGUUCCCUGAAUAGAGCCCCACAGAGCAAUUUGCUUCAUCCUUACAAACCCAUCCAAAUAACUGGCAGCGCCUUACAAAUACAAAACAAUUGAGAAAAUAAAUGUAUUAUACUGUACAUCUGUGACAAAACAAUGCUUUCAUGUGCAAAGAGAGAAAUGUGUUUGUUUAACUUAUGGUCUCUCUUUUGGAAAUAAAUGCAUUCAUUUAAAUCAAAAUGGGAUGUUCUUCACUAUUACAGUAUUUUGCACGCCAGAUGUAAGAAAUAUGCUGCUUGAGGAGCAGACAAAAAACUUGGAGUGGUUGAUCUUACCAAAAGCAUGUAUGUAGUGCCUUAUUCUAGACCUGCCUCUCUUCCUGCAGCUUCUCCUCUCCUGGAGUGGGAAGUUCCUGGCUUUGUGCACGAAGGAUCUGUGUGCAAAAGCUUUGGCAGUGUGGCAGUCUGGUGUCCCGUUUGCACACAGGAGAGCUUCUUUUCCACCUGAUUUGUGCCAGAAGAGAGUGCAAUCAGCAGCCAUGCAGCAGAGCUUCGCAUUGCCAUGAUCAUGAGGCAAAUUCCCUGCAGUCCAAAGGAUUCUUGAUCCUUUACAGUUUUUGUGUUAAAGAAACAUUAGUUUCAUUUAUAUGCAGCAGUAAAAGUGUUAGAUGGGGAAAUAAUCAAUGAAAUACAGGUGGAAUGUUCUAAUAUUUAUUUUAAAAAUGUGCCCCAUCUUGUAAUUUUCAUCUUUUUAAAUGGUUGAGCUCUUGUAAUGAAAGUCUGCUGCAUUUUAGUUUACACAUAAGCUUAACAUCAUCAAGCAAAGUUUGUUCUGGGAGUUAACAUUUGCAUUUUUGAAAGCAGCAGCCUAAUCCAGAGCAAAACCAGAUGAGAAUAUAUUAUAAUAUAGCACAUUACCAGCUGUCUGUCGGUAGGUGUGAGAAUUGUCAAAAAGGUGCUGAAACUUGAUUUCAGUGGUUUUCCAAGUCUACAGUUUCUUCCAAUUCAGUUUGAAGAUCACUGCUACCAGGAGUAGGAGUUGUAAACAGAAAUUCCAGGAAUGAUUAUUAGAAGGGAAAAUAGCAAGAAAAAUAAAGUAUACACCUGAUCUUUUAAUAACAAUAAUGCUCAAACCACCUUCUAUGCUUGUUAUUCCUUAAUUGAAACCACUUCUCAGAUUAUAGGUGAGAAGGAAAGAAUUAGGAGUUUCAGCCCCUUGCCAGUCUUGGCUGACACAAACUGCUCUGUAAUGGUGUUUUUCACAUGUAUCAUCAGGUCUGGGCAAGCAUUUGAUUGUAUUUCUGUUUUAGUAGCUGGAGGGCCCCAAGUUGAGAUUCCCAAUUCAGCAAGUCUAGCAUUAAUAAAUACUCUUUAAUGCAGCUGGAAAGCAUCAUGGUCUGCAUCUUCCCCACCUGAAGUGUGAUAUCUAUCUUCCUGCUGUAUCCAGCCAGCCAGAGGACUCCUUACAGCCUGCAGGAAACGUGACACCUUCCUGAGAGCCAGCACCUGUGUAUUGACUGAUUGACCAGCAGGGCUGUGCAGCAAGGGAGGUUUGGCCUAGCUCUCUUUUUCCCCGGGAUUGAUUAAUCAAAUACUUCAAAUAAUUGCUGAAGUUGUGAUUAAUGUCAACUGCAUAGCUAAUCUCCCAGGAGAAUAAAGUGACUCUGUUUG
Taeniopygia guttata (zebra finch) is the source of this 17135-nucleotide messenger RNA. It is a transcript of the gene HMG20A, whose product is annotated as high mobility group 20A. Gene Ontology annotation, cellular component: nucleus. Lineage: Eukaryota; Metazoa; Chordata; Aves; Passeriformes; Estrildidae. Gene Ontology annotation, biological process: regulation of gene expression. The record is from RefSeq and is a predicted model, not a curated record.